This is a messenger RNA of Paramecium sonneborni, 1331 nucleotides long. The record is from the annotation of a GenBank genome assembly. NCBI's taxonomy places the organism in Eukaryota, Ciliophora, Oligohymenophorea, Peniculida, Parameciidae.
AUGAUAUUGAAAUUAUUAUUAUUUUAAAUAACACUUGGGAUUAUUACAUAUGAUUCAUCAGAGUAUAGAGCCUUUGAAUAUUAAACAUCAGGAUUUGUUUGCUAAAAUGGAUUUACAUAAACUGCCACUAUUCUUUUUUCAGAUACAUUUGCAAAUAUUCCUUAACUAAUUAUUUUUCCAUUUUCACAAGAUUAUACUUCUGUUGGUUCUAAUCAAUUAAUAAUAAUGCUUGAAAUUUUAGGUAUCACUUUAACAGGUAUUUGAUAAAAUUAUGUAGAUUUUACAUUAAAAAUAACUUGUCCUAGUAAUAAAGUGAAUUCUCAUAGGAUUUAUUGGUAUGCCAUUGAUGAUGCACGUAUUGAAGUAAUCACUGAGGCAAAUGCAAAUUUAAUUGCUUCUAAAUAAUAUCCAAUUUAAAAUCCAAACACAAAAAAAGCAAUUGCUUCUAUAAUGAGUCUUGGUUAUAACGGAUCAUUUAAAAUUGAUCUAUCUGUAAAUUAUAUAUUUUAAAUAGAUUAUUGCAUUAACUUCAACUUAAGUAACUUUGGGUAUUAAUAGUGAUAUUUCAAAUUUAAUUCAUCUUGGCUAUUAAAUAAUUUUGACUACUGAAGAAGUUUUUCCUUAUAUAAAUGAAAGAGCAGCCACAAGUGGUUAUACAAGUGAGCUUUUUACUCUUGAUCCUAAUAAUUAUUUUAUGACAACUUAUAAGAGAAUUCAAACUAAUAAUGGAAAUUCAUUUAGGUUCUAAUUAGAUAAAACUCAAAUUUUACCUACGGUUUCUUAUCAAAGUUCUACAUGUAACAAAUUUAAAUUUAACAAAAGGGUCUAGUAGUUCUUAUCCUUCAAACACAAUUACUAGAUUAAUCUAUAAAUCACCUCAAGAUUAAUUUUUUCUGGCAAUGGAAUGUUUUACAGUAAGAAUUAGCAAAUUAUUUGAUAAAUAAUCAGAUUUAAAACCAGCUUUUGAAAUGAAAAUUUUUGAGAUCAAUAAAGUUUAUAAUUCAGUUGGAUCAGAAUCUAUAAUUCUUAAUGAAUCAACUUAAUUAUUAAAUAUCCAUGUUUAUUAUAAAUGCCCAUCUAACAAUAAAAAAGUACACAGUCAAUUGAAUAAAUGUAAUAGUUGUAGCGGAACUAAUAAGAUUUAUAACUUAAACCAUUAUUGUCAUGGAUCAAUCAAUUCAAUUAAUAUCUAUGCUUAAUACAAUGCCUAAGCAAAUUACAAAGAAAUAUUAAUAACUAUAACGAGUAAUAGUAUAUUAAUAGUUUAAAAAUUAAGAAAUAAAAUUAUCACAAAUUAAAAUAUAUUAAAAGUAGACUUUUUAGAUUAAUGA